Pimephales promelas (fathead minnow) is the source of this 2292-nucleotide messenger RNA. RefSeq names its product cytosolic phospholipase A2 gamma. Gene Ontology annotation, molecular function: calcium ion binding; calcium-dependent phospholipid binding. Gene Ontology annotation, cellular component: nuclear envelope; nucleoplasm; cytosol. The record is from RefSeq and is a predicted model, not a curated record. Gene Ontology annotation, biological process: glycerophospholipid catabolic process. NCBI's taxonomy places the organism in Eukaryota, Metazoa, Chordata, Actinopteri, Cypriniformes, Leuciscidae.
ACUUUCAGAAAAAUUGCUAAGCUAAAUUAAUUCUAAACUGAAAGUGUAACAAAUGUUUUAAGUCCACAGGGCCAAAUGUGCUCAUAGUCAUAAUUCUCAAAUACACACAUAUAAUGUUUAGCCUAGUCUAGGGAUUUUGCUUUUGACAGCAUAUUUCAUAUCUUACACAAUUCAAAACAAGGAACUAUUUGCUGUGAGACGACCAUAAAUGUUCACAUGUUAAAUCAAACUACCCUAAGUUCAAAGUUUCACUUUAGAAAAAUUCACUGGAUUCGUGACGGGCAAAUUUUGUUACUGGAAGAUGAGUCCAUCCAAACCCCAGAAAAGUGGUUCUGUGAGAAUCGAACACUCUCUGAACAAAAAGGAGAACGAGUUUGUAUUCAGUAGGAGAAAAGAUAUUCUCCAAAGCCUGAAGAAGCUUCAUAUAUACUGCAGUGAGGGUGAGGUGCCCAACAUUGCCUUACUGGGAUCUGGAGGAGGAGAAAGAGCCAUGGUGGGUUUACUGGGAUCUCUGGAUCAACUGCAGAAAACAGGUCUUCUGGACUGUGUGCUUUAUCUGAGCGGAGUCUCUGGAUCCACCUGGUGCAUGGCCUCCUUAUAUCAGGAGCCAGACUGGUCCACCAAACUAGAGACUGUGAAAGACGAGAUCAUCCAGAGACUCAGCGGUCCUGCAGUCGGCUGGGGAGAUGCUUAUAAUAAACUGGAGAAAUAUUACGAAGAGAAAGACAUAUUCAGCUUGACUGACGUCUGGGCAACGAUGUUCAUUACAACUUAUUUGAAAGAGAUCGAUGAACACACACUCUCAGAUCAGUGGGACCAGCAGAGUAAAGACCCGUUUCCCAUCUACACAGUGAUCGACAAGCAAUGCAAACAGAGCGAAGAUGCAGACCCCAGCUGGUUUGAGUUCACUCCAUAUGAAGCCGGUUAUUCCCUCACUGGAGCGUUUGUGGAAACAUCCAACUUUGGCAGCAAGUUUAAAAAUGGCCGUAAGAUCAAGAACCAGCCUGAGAUUGACAUGCUGUAUCUGCAAGCUCUGUGCGGCAGCGCUUUAGCCGACGGAGAUGAGGAUAUAAAGUUCCUCUGGGAACUAAUAAAAGAUUUCUUUCAUCAUUUGCUGCUUAAAAGAGAAACAGGGAUGUUUGAGGAACCGAGUAAAGAAGACAAAUGUCUCCAGGUGCUCAUGGAUCUCGUGGACAUGAAUCUCUCUGUUCUGAAUGGCAUUGAUCCGUCUGCUCUCGAUGAAUCCAUCAGAAUAAAGCUGAAAGAACUCACUGAAGGCAAACAUCAGCUGGUUAUUCAAACGCAAAAACUGAUUGUCACUGAUAAAGAAGCUGCAAAACAGUAUAUGAAACAAUUCACUGAGGAUGUGUGCCAUGAUUUGAGUCAUUACUGCAAUUUCUUGUCUUUGGGUCUUUGGCUGAGUAUUAUAAAAUGCAUGGCUCAGUGGAUCUGGGGCAGGAAAUAUGACUUUCUUCACAACAUGAAAGAUAAAGCAGUGCCCGCUGCUCUUCAGGAAAGUGAGACGAGAGACUAUGAAGACGGUGGACUGUUGCUGAACUCGCCCUAUUUCUCAGUGCUGAGAGAAGAGAGAAACAUCGACCUCAUCAUUUCACUGGAUUUCAGUGACGAUAAUGAUCCUUUCACGACGGUGAGGGACGCUGCUGAGACGUGCAAGAAACUAAACAUCCCUUUCCCUGAGCUCAACAUUCCCAUUAAAGACAUAAAAAAACCGAAGGACUUCUAUGUGUUCAACGGCCAAAAUGUUCCAACCGUGAUCCACAUCCCUCUCUUUAAUGUGGUCAACUGUGGAGAUGAUUUUGAGGAGUGCAAGAAAAAAUAUGGCACUUUUCAAGGUCCCUACACUGCUGAGAUGAUCCCUGAUCUUAUGGAGAUCGCUGGAAAAAACAUCACAAACAACAAAGAGAAACUGCUGGAGCAGAUUCGUCUGGCCAUGCGGCCCAAAAAUACACAAAAUAAUGAAUAAUAAACAUUGUGAGAUGAGGUGGCAAAGUCCUCACUUUUUGAUUUAAUGUUUUUUUUUUUAAUAUAUAAAUUCGUGUUGCAGUUACAUUAAAUAUCGACACAUUUUUGACACAUGUGGAAUGUGAAUGAAAAUGAAAGGCGGGAUUUAUUGUGUGAACAGAGCAAUAUAGGCCAAUCAGACAAUAUUCACAUCAGCGUCAUCUUUUGAUUUUUCUCUUCAGUGUGUUGUACUGUUACUUAAUGUGUUUUUGGGUUGGGUUAGGAAUCUCUCUCUGCAGAUUCUGCAAGAAAUUUCAUCAGUCAAAAAAA